This is a messenger RNA of Leptonychotes weddellii (Weddell seal), 897 nucleotides long. It is a transcript of the gene UNCX, whose product is annotated as UNC homeobox. The record is from RefSeq and is a predicted model, not a curated record. NCBI's taxonomy places the organism in Eukaryota, Metazoa, Chordata, Mammalia, Carnivora, Phocidae. Gene Ontology annotation, biological process: regulation of DNA-templated transcription. Gene Ontology annotation, molecular function: DNA-binding transcription factor activity, RNA polymerase II-specific; sequence-specific double-stranded DNA binding.
CAUGCCCAGUUCGGGGGCUCGCUGGGCGGCGUGGUGGGCUUCCCCUACCCGCUGGGCCACCACCACGUGUACGAGCUGGCCGGCCCCGCCGCGGCCGCCUCGGUGCCCUUCUCCAUCGACGGCCUGCUCAGCGGCUCGUGCGCCGCCGCCGCCGCCGCCUCGGUGGUCAACCCCACGCCGCUGCUGCCGGCCGCCUGCGGGGUGGGAGGCGACAGCCAGCCCUUCAAGCUGUCAGACUCGGGGGACCCCGACAAGGAGAGCCCGGGCUGCAAGCGGCGGCGCACCCGCACCAACUUCACGGGCUGGCAGCUGGAAGAGCUGGAGAAGGCGUUCAACGAGAGCCACUAUCCCGACGUGUUCAUGCGCGAGGCGCUGGCGCUGCGCCUGGAUCUGGUCGAAUCCCGCGUGCAGGUCUGGUUCCAAAACCGCCGGGCCAAGUGGAGGAAGAAGGAGAACACGAAGAAGGGCCCGGGGCGGCCGGCUCACAACUCACACCCGACCACGUGCAGUGGCGAGCCAAUGGACCCAGAGGAGAUCGCGCGCAAAGAACUGGAGAAGAUGGAGAAAAAGAAGCGCAAGCAUGAGAAGAAGCUGCUGAAGAGCCAGAGCCGCCACCUGCACUCGCCGGGCGGCUUGUCCCUGCACAGCGCACCCAGCUCCGACAGCGACAGACCCCGAGGCGGCGGCAGCCAGGGCGGCCCCACGCAGAGCGUGCACCUCUGCUUCGCGGUGCCGGCCCCUCCCAGCCGGCGCCCUCAAGUCCUCUUCCCGGGCCCAGCGGAGGGCACGCAGGCCUCGCCGCGGACCACCUCCUCCCGGCCCCCAUCGCGGCGGCCUGAGCCCCCUGCAGCCCGUCCUGGUGGCCGCGUGACCAUAGCCGCGCAGCGGGGAAACUGA